This is a messenger RNA of Staurois parvus, 414 nucleotides long. NCBI's taxonomy places the organism in Eukaryota, Metazoa, Chordata, Amphibia, Anura, Ranidae. The record is from the annotation of a GenBank genome assembly.
AAGACCAAUCAUAGCGGCCUUUUACCACGUGAUCAGCUGUGUCCAAUGACACAGCAGAUCAGAAUGUAAAUACAGUUGCCGGUUAUCGGCAGCAUUUUCCUCACACUGUCAUAGCGUGAGAGGACAUCUGCACUGAUCAUCAGGGUACUGAUGAUCAGUGCCCAGCAGCGUCACCCAGCAGUUCCCAGCAGUGCCACCCAUCAGUUGCCAGCAGUACCACCCAUCAGUGCCCAGCAGUGCUGCCAGUUAGUGCUGUCAGUCAGUGCCACCUAUCAGUGCCCAUCAUUGCUGCAUAUCAGUGCAGCAUUAUCAGUGCCUCCUCAUCAAUGCCCACCAGUGCUGCCUCAUCAGUGCCACCUCAUCGGUGCAGCCUAUCCAUGCUACCUUAUCAGUGCCCAUCAGUGCAGCCUCAUC